AUGAAUAACUCUAAUGAGUUGUAUAAAGAACUUACUCAUUCCAACUUUAUCCAACACUUCUCCAACAUCUCCACACUCUUUAAUUCAAACUCAUUCAAAGAUGACCUCUUUGCCCUGAGGAACACCAUCACACUUUUCACACACAUCACUACCAAGGUCAGUGGCGGAUCGGACUCCAUCCCUUUGGAACUCUUUGAGUAUGCUUGGCGCAACUCUCGACAUUCCUCGGAUUACCAAGUUGAUGAAGGAGUAAGGAAGUUGAGAAUCCAACAACUUACACAACAAGAGAAGAAUGACUUUGAGAGCGAGAAGUUGACAGAACAGAAGUUGUUGAAGUACGGCCCAUACUCAUCGUUGGAGGACUACUUGGACACUCACUACUGUUUGAUGCGCGAGGAUAUGGUCCAUCCACUACGUGAAGCAAUACAUUCACAUCGUAAAGGACAAAAGUCACGCUAUAUCCACCAUGAUGUGACGUUCAAAGAGGUGUCGUGCUCCAAUCGCUACUUUUGCUUCAAGAUCUCGUUCAACAAUGCCGUGCCCAAGAAGCGCUUCGACUGGGGUCGCACGUCCAGUCUGCUGUACGGCUCACUCGUCGGACUGACCAGUGUGGUGGACAACUUUGACUACACCUUCUGGGCCACGGUCGAGGACCGUCCGUCCGAGGGCAACACCAAGGAGAUAACCAUCUCAUUCGUCGACAAUGAAUUGGACUAUGCCAAACUGGUCCCGUUGCUCUUCAACAACACGUUCCUGAUGGUCGAGUCGCCCGCCUACUAUGUGGCCUACAAGAAUGUAUUAGACUCGCUCCAGAACAUGUACGAGCUGCCCUUUGAGGACUACCUGCUCAACUGCCAGCAGCAGUCCACGCCGCCCACAUACUUGCGCGACUUCCCCACUGUGGACUUUGCCACGGCUUUCAAGAGGGUCGAGCCAAGCGAUUUGCAUGAUGUGGGCAGGUCCUUCCCCUCGCGUCUCGAUGAGCUUGACGAGUCACAGAUGGCAGCCCUCAAUCAUUGUUUGAGAAGUGAGAUCUCGCUCGUUCAGGGCCCGCCAGGCACUGGCAAGACCUUCAUCGCUCUCAAGAUAUUCAGUCUGCUGCACCAGCACAUGGCCAUCAACUUGGAGGAUCAUGAGCGUACACCCAUCGUAGUGUUUUGCUAUACCAAUCAUGCUUUGGAUUCGUUUGUCAAGGGCGUGCUCAAGGUGACCACCAACGUUAUCCGUGUUGGCAAUCGCAGUCAAGAUCCAGAGUUGGAUCAAUUCAAUCUCAAGCACAAGAUACAAAAGGAUCAAAAGCAGUUCAACAACUACAAGAAACAAGGCAAGAUUAACUCUGGACUCUUGGAUUGCAUGAAAGCAAUGAGGACACCGAUUGAGUUACAGGAUAUACUCAAGGUAGCAGCACCAAUACACGCCAACAUUCUGCGCAAACUGAGAGUGGACUUGGCCAUAGCGUGGACCAAAGGAAUAAGAACAAGAAUGCAACAUACAAGACCAAUCAUGAAGAAGGAGGACAAGGACUCGGACGCAUCAACAAACUUGGAUGAGUAUGAUGAGGAUGAGGAAGCCGUAGAGGACCUAAUCAAAAAGAGGAAGUUUGAUAUGGAUCGCACGAAUGAGAAGUAUGACAGCUGCGACAUUGGCAAUGCCAUGUGGAUAAUGGAGCAGCACUACAAUGCUUUUGAAGACGAGUAUAACAUCCUGGAUCUGAGCGAAGACAACCAAGAGAAUCUCUUUAGACAUUGGCAACGGAAGCAUAUUGGAUCGUUGCUGGCAACAAUGGCCACACUCAAGACUGAGCUGGACAGUGUAACCAAGAUGAUCCUGCGCCAGGACGAUGAGUACAGCGUGAUGGCCAUGAAGCGUGCUGAAGUGGUAGCCGUCACGGCAACAGGAGCCAGCAAACAAAAGGCCGUGCUCGACCUUUUGAAGCCCAGACUGGUGAUCAUUGAGGAGGCGGCUGAGGUUCUCGAGUCUCAGGUUGUGGCCAUCCUGCCCAAGUCCACCGAGCAUCUAAUCAUGAUUGGAGACCACGAGCAACUCAAGCCUUCGAACCAGGUGCACCAGCUUGGACUUAAGUACCGAUUCAACACAUCACUGUUCGAAAGGAUUGUCCGCAAUGGUAUUGGAUGCAAGACACUAUCGAUCCAGCGUAGAAUGGUUCCAGAGAUAUCAAGGUUCAUCAAGCCCAUAUACAGUCGCCUGGAGAACCACCCAUCAGUAUUGUCACGUGCCAUCGAUGACAAUUGUACAUUGAUCAGGGGUAUGCCUUCCAACAUCUACUUCCUCACACAUACCAACCCCGAGGACAGCAAUGAGAAUGCUUUGAGCAAGGCCAAUGAGUUUGAGGCCAAGUUCGUGGUCAAGCUUGCCGAAUACCUCAUCAAGAACAAGUACAAAGCAUCCAACAUCGCCAUCCUCACACCAUACAUGGGCCAACUCAAGAAGAUCAGGGACCAAUGCCACAAGACCGGCCUCCGCAAUGCCCAUCGCGACCUGACAACAAUGACGGUGGACAUGUUCCAAGGCAAUGAGAAGGAUAUAAUCAUUCUAUCUUUGGUGCGAUCAAACACGAACAACUCAUACGGCUUCCUGUCGAUCCAGAACAGAAUCAAUGUGGCCCUGUCCCGAGCGAGGAAUGCCAUGUUCAUUGUUGGCAACUCCACUUUGAUGAAGAGGGCCAACAGUCUGUGGGGCAACCUGAUUGACACGUUGACCAAGGAGGAGAGGAUUGGACCAUCUCUCAAACUUCCAUGUCGCAAUCAUCCAGGUGAGGCCUACGAGAUCAAGUCUCACAAGGACUUUGACAGCAUACCCAAGAACAGAGGCUGUAACAAGCAAUGCAAAGUGCCACUUCUUUGUGGCCAUCCUUGCGCUAGCAUGUGCCACUACGACCAACAUAUCCAUCAGACAAUGGAGUGCAAGUCGUUGUGUAACCAGGUUCAGGACUGUGGACAUAAGUGUGAGGCCAAGUGCCAUGGCGCGGGCGCGACUGCCACCCCAUGCCCACCAUGCCGCCAGACAAUCAAGUUGGUGUUGCCAGACUGCAAGCAUCAGUUUGAGAAACAAUGCUCAUCAUCACAAGACGACCAGACGAUCAAGUGCAAUCAACCAUGUAAGAAGCCCCGACCAGAUUGUGGACAUGUGUGCAAGGCCAUGUGUGGCAAACACGAGUGCGACCUGAUCAAGUGUCUGGAGAAGGUGCCCUUCAAACUUCCAUGUGGGCACUCGACUCACAAACAUUGUGGCGAUGCCAAGUCCUCGGAACGAUGCAAAGUCAAAUGUAAAGUAAGCAUGACUUGUGGACAUGUCUGCGACGCGCCCUGUACAAAGCACACGAUUGGCGCCAAGGACAGCCAUCCAAAGUGCAAGAAGUGUCCAAAGCCUGCACCUGAGGGCACUGUUGCGGCGGCAGCUGCUGUCCAAGACACGCCAGCGAGCCCACCAUCCUAA
Acytostelium subglobosum LB1 is the source of this 3456-nucleotide messenger RNA. RefSeq lists its product as hypothetical. The record is from RefSeq and is a predicted model, not a curated record. Gene Ontology annotation, molecular function: zinc ion binding; helicase activity. The coding region runs from base 1 to 3456 and encodes 1151 amino acids. NCBI's taxonomy places the organism in Eukaryota, Evosea, Eumycetozoa, Acytosteliales, Acytosteliaceae. The transcript has 4 exons. Gene Ontology annotation, biological process: regulatory ncRNA-mediated heterochromatin formation. Gene Ontology annotation, cellular component: nuclear RNA-directed RNA polymerase complex; nucleus.